AUGAUUAGAAUCAUUGUCAAUUGCACUAAUGCUGAAUCUCGUAGAAUAAGACUAGAAGGAUGGGUUGAUACGACAGUAAAUGAGCUUCAUGAGUUUAUUGGAGUUCUUCUUCUAGCUGGAGUGUUUCAUUCUAAAAAUCAAACCAUAAAAGAGCUUUGGAGUAAAUUAAAUGGCAUACCAAUAUUUUCUACUUCAAUGCAAAGAGAUCGAUUUGUUAACUUGCGACGAUGCAUUCGAUUUGAUGAGAGAGAAACAAGAAAUCAAAGACGGUUUGAAGACAAAUUUGCACCUUUAAGAAAUAUAAUGGAAAUGUUUACUACUAAAUGUAAGAACAACUACAAUCCAAGUGCAUAUCUUACUGUUGAUGAGCAAUUAGUUACAUUUAGAGGACGUUGUCCAUUUAAGAUGUUUAUACCUACUAAGCCAGGAAAGUAUGGAAUGAAGAUAUGGAUAUUAUGUGAUGCUGAAACUUCUUACUGCAUAAAUUUGCAACCAUAUAUUGGUAGAGUAAAUGGAGUACGUGAUGUUGGACAAGGUACACGAGUAGUUCUUGAACUAACUGAUCACUUAAAUGGAAGUGGUAGACACAUAACAGCUGAAAAUUUUUUUACAAACAUUCAUCUUGCACGUGCAUUGCUAGGACGUAAAAUGACAUACACUGGCACCAUUAAAAAAAAUAAAGGAGAAAUACCAAAAAAGUUAUUGCCAGCUAUACAUCGACCAGUUUAUUCUAGCAUUUUUAGUUUUCAAAAUGACUCUACUAUUUUUUCUUAUGUACCUAAGAAAAACAAAGCAGUAAUAUUAUUAUCAACCUUCCAAUACAGUAAUGACAUUGUUAUGGACCAUAAUGAAAAACCGUGUAUUAUUCUAGAUUACAACAAAUAUAAAGGUGGAGUUGACACAUUAGACCAGAUAUAUUCAUCUGAUGAAACUUUAGCAUUAAUUAUUAAUGGUGAUAUACCAAAAUCAACAUAUCAGCUUCUAAGAAAUGGUGCUAAAAAAACGGCUGUUACUUAUAUCCUUUAUAUAAUGGAAUUAACUAAACUGACAUUUAGAAGCAAAGCUGGUUUUGAUGGUGCUACAGGAUAUAGUGCUUACAAACAGAAAUGGUAUGAUGUUACGGUUGAAUUUGAAAAAAGGUUUAAAAAGAAAAAAGAAACAGUUUCAAAGCAAUAA
Hydra vulgaris (swiftwater hydra) is the source of this 1176-nucleotide messenger RNA. RefSeq names its product piggyBac transposable element-derived protein 4-like. The record is from RefSeq and is a predicted model, not a curated record. NCBI's taxonomy places the organism in Eukaryota, Metazoa, Cnidaria, Hydrozoa, Anthoathecata, Hydridae.